Molecule: messenger RNA, 1323 nt
Organism: Cyphellophora attinorum
Lineage: Eukaryota; Fungi; Ascomycota; Eurotiomycetes; Chaetothyriales; Cyphellophoraceae
Product: Serine/threonine-protein kinase ppk23
Exons: 2
Coding region: 1-1323 (440 amino acids)
Biological process (GO): regulation of mitotic cell cycle; protein phosphorylation
Cellular component (GO): nucleus
Molecular function (GO): cyclin-dependent protein serine/threonine kinase activity; ATP binding
Source: RefSeq, a predicted model, not a curated record
AUGAGCUCUCGAUGGGCCAGUACGGUGGAGGACGCAGCAUUGGCUGAACAGCGCAAACAAGAGAAGCUUGAGAGGAAGCGCGUCAAGGAAGAGAAAGCGCGACAGGAAGCGGAAAGAGCCGCGGAAGCUGCUGCAGCACAAGAAGCCCGCGGAGACUACGAGGAGAGCCCUCGCCCUUCGAAGCGGCGCCGAGUGUCUCCGUCACCACCGCCUGAACCGGAAGCCCAUCUGCUCUCGUUGCCCUCAACGACGUUCGGCCCAGCAGCAUCCGUUAAUAACUACGAGAUCCUCAACGCGAUCGAGGAAGGAUCCUAUGGCAAGGUCUCACGAGCUCGGAUCAAGACUUCGGGCGAGAUUGUUGCUCUAAAGAAGCUCAAGAUCAAUCCUUCAGCAGACGAGGGCUUCCCUGUCACCGGCCUCCGGGAGAUCCAGACGCUCAACGCCUGCUCGCACCUGCACAUCAUCGAUCUGAAAGAAGUCGUGACUGGCGACACUUUGACAGAUGUCUACCUCGUGAUGCCCUUCGUCGAACACGACCUCAAAACGAUUCUGUCCACCAUCUCAGAGCCUUUCCUGCCAUCUGAGACAAAGUUGAUGCUGCAACAGCUCACCUCAGCACUGGUAUAUCUGCAUGCCCGCCACAUCCUCCAUCGCGAUCUGAAGACUUCUAACUUAUUGUUGAACAACCGUGGCGAGCUCAAACUGGCUGAUUUUGGCAUGGCAAGAUACACGUCUACGCCUCCACCACGACACUUGACGCAGCUUGUCGUCACGUUGUGGUAUCGAUCACCCGAGUUGCUUCUUGGGACAAGGACAUACGACGCCGCCGUUGAUGUCUGGUCGCUAGGCUGUAUAUUUGCCGAGUUGUUGACCAGAGAACCAUUGUUCCAGGGAAAGAACGAAGUUGAUCAGCUAGCCAAAAUCUUCUCCCUCCUCGGCACUCCAACCAGCGGGUCGUGGCCGGGCUUCAGAUCUUUACCCAACGCAAAGGCCCUCCAUCCAGUCCUGUCCAAGGCGCCUGAGUUGUCGUCGCGAUUGUCGGCGACAAAGUUUCCGUAUCUCACGUCUGCUGGCCUCCAGCUUCUCACGGACUGCUUGUCUAUGAACCCUCAAGGCCGGCCGACGGCAGAGGAUGUGCUCUAUCAUAGGUACUUCAGCGAGGAACCACGUCCCAAGGCAAAGGAGAUGUUUCCAACUUUCCCGAGCAAGGGCGGACUAGAAAGUCGACGGAAAGCAGCGUCUCCCCUAGCGCCUGCACGAGGCGAAGCACCUAACUUUGAGGCACGAGACCUUGAGAAUGUGUUCUUCGAUGUCCAUCGAUGA